AUGGGUUUUUCUUUGUGCACCGUGUUCCUCAUUUUGGCAUCAUUGGCCUCUGCUGCAUUUUGCGCCAACCCGCGGAGCCCAGUGGAUGUAGAGUUUGGUCGAAACUACGUUCCCACUUGGGCUUUUGAUCACAUUAAAUACUUCAAUGGAGGUUCUGAGAUUCAGCUUCAUCUUGAUAAGUACACUGGAACUGGCUUCCAGUCUAAAGGAUCAUACUUGUUUGGUCACUUCAGCAUGUACAUCAAGAUGGUUCCAGGCGAUUCAGCUGGCACAGUCACUGCUUUCUAUCUAUCUUCCCAAAAUGCGGAGCACGAUGAGAUAGACUUUGAGUUCUUGGGUAACAGAACAGGACAACCUUACAUUUUGCAAACAAAUGUUUUUACCGGAGGCAAGGGUGACAGAGAACAAAGAAUCUACCUCUGGUUUGAUCCAACAAAAGCCUACCACAGAUACUCUAUUCUGUGGAACAUGUAUCAAGUCGUAUUCUUGGUGGAUGAUGUCCCAAUCAGGGUGUUCAAGAACUGCAAGGACUUGGGAGUGAAGUUCCCAUUUUUCCAACCCAUGAAGAUAUACAACAGUUUGUGGAAUGCUGAUGAUUGGGCCACAAGGGGUGGUUUGGAGAAAACAGAUUGGUCCAAAGCUCCUUUUAUUGCAGCCUACAAAGGGUUCCACAUUGAUGGGUGUGAAGCCUCUGUGAAUGCCAGGUUCUGUGCUACACAGGGCAAAAGAUGGUGGGAUCAGCCACAGUACCGUGACCUUGAUGCUGUUCAAUGGCGUAGACUCAGAUGGGUGCGCCAGAAAUACACCAUCUACAACUACUGCACUGACAGGAAGCGCUACCCUCAACUUCCCCCUGAGUGCUCUAGAGACCGUGACAUUUAA
Molecule: messenger RNA, 882 nt
Organism: Abrus precatorius (Indian licorice)
Lineage: Eukaryota; Viridiplantae; Streptophyta; Magnoliopsida; Fabales; Fabaceae
Product: xyloglucan endotransglucosylase/hydrolase 1
Exons: 4
Coding region: 1-882 (293 amino acids)
Biological process (GO): xyloglucan metabolic process; cell wall biogenesis
Cellular component (GO): apoplast; cell wall
Molecular function (GO): xyloglucan:xyloglucosyl transferase activity; hydrolase activity, hydrolyzing O-glycosyl compounds
Source: RefSeq, a predicted model, not a curated record